Messenger RNA from Fundulus heteroclitus (mummichog), 1580 nucleotides. RefSeq names its product trans-2,3-enoyl-CoA reductase b (gene tecrb). Gene Ontology annotation, biological process: very long-chain fatty acid biosynthetic process. The transcript is spliced from 11 exons. Gene Ontology annotation, molecular function: oxidoreductase activity, acting on the CH-CH group of donors. The coding region runs from base 124 to 1167 and encodes 347 amino acids. NCBI's taxonomy places the organism in Eukaryota, Metazoa, Chordata, Actinopteri, Cyprinodontiformes, Fundulidae. The record is from RefSeq and is a predicted model, not a curated record.
UUUAUGUCCACAGCUGAGCGCCACCUCGCUCCUGUCCGUCUCUCUGCGUGGUUCUAGAGAGGUCGCUGCAGCUCUGAGGCGAACGACGGGGGAUAAACUGAGAGCAGGAGGAGCAAAGGAGGCAUGGAUGCCUUGGCGUUAGAGGCCAGCGGGAAAAGGGCGAAUAACGCAGCAGCCGCUGCCUUGCCGGCGGGUCAAGCCCCGGCAAAACGCAAACCUGCUAAAAAAGCUAAAAAGGCUGUUGUUUUCUUCGAGGUGGAGAUACUGGACGCCAAGACCAAGGACAAGCUCUGCUUCCUGGACAAGGUCGAGCCAAAUGCCACAAUCGGGGAGAUCAAGUCUAUGUUCCACAGGAGCCAUCCUCAGUGGUACCCAGCCAGACAGUCUAUUCGCCUGGACCCCAAGGGGAAGUCUCUGAAGGAUGAGGACGUUCUGCAGAACCUCCCUGUGGGAACCACGGCGACCUUCUACUUCAGAGAUCUGGGAGCUCAGAUCAGCUGGGUCACAGUUUUUCUGACCGAAUACACCGGCCCUCUGGUCAUCUAUUUGCUGUUCUACUUCAGGGUUCCCUUCAUCUACGCACCCAAAUAUGACUUCACCACCAGCAAACACUGGGUUGUGCAUCUGGCCUGUAUGUGUCACUCCUUCCACUACGUUAAGAGGCUCCUGGAGACCCUGUUCGUCCACCGCUUCUCUCACGGGACGAUGCCGUUGAGGAACAUCUUCAAGAAUUGUACCUACUACUGGGGCUUUGCAGCAUGGAUGGCGUAUUACAUCAACCACCCAUUAUAUACGCCACCCACAUACGGAGAACAGCAGAUCAGACUGGCGCUCAUCAUAUUCCUGUUCUGUCAGAUCGGGAACUUCUCCAUCCACAUCGCCCUCAGGAACCUCCGCCCGCCAGGGUCAAAAACCAGGAAGAUUCCCUAUCCAACCAAGAACCCCUUCACCUGGAUCUUCCUUCUGGUCUCCUGUCCCAACUACACCUAUGAGCUGGGCUCCUGGCUCGGCUUCACCCUGAUGACCCAGUGUCUGCCGGUGGCUUUCUUCACCUUGGUGGGCUUCAUCCAGAUGACCGUCUGGGCCAAAGGGAAGCACCGCAGCUAUCUGAAGGAGUUUCGCGACUACCCUCCCCUCCGCUCGCCCAUCCUGCCCUUCGUCCUGUAGACCCAGUACCAACGGAGAGAAUGUCCUUGGCUGGAUUUAGACUGAUAGAUUCCAAGAUUAAUCCCUUGCUUUAUCUCCACUCUGUCUCCCUUCCUGCUUUAAACUCCCGUUGUUUGGUAAAAAUGUAAAACAGUAGUUUGUUAUGAUUUUUUUUGUAUUGCAGACAAACACUUCUAUUCUGGCCGGUUUACUUUGUUUUUCCCCCAGAGUUGCAUUCUACCAAAAACUGCUGUAAAAUAUGCAAGAGCUCCGUUUUUAACUGCCUCCCUCUGCAGUUUUCUGGUGUUUUUGUCUGGAUCUGCUGAGAUUAAAAGCAUCUAAUCUUUAAUUGCUCAAAGAUCUUAAAUCUGAAACUGACAGAAUUGAGUUUUGUUGUUGUCUGAGGUAAUUUAUUAAAAAAAUCCCUGAAUCAA